This is a messenger RNA of Daldinia decipiens, 1504 nucleotides long. Its product is annotated as NAD(P)-binding protein. The record is from RefSeq and is a predicted model, not a curated record. Lineage: Eukaryota; Fungi; Ascomycota; Sordariomycetes; Xylariales; Hypoxylaceae. The transcript is spliced from 3 exons. The coding region runs from base 164 to 1258 and encodes 364 amino acids.
GCAAUCGAAAUAAACAAGGAAUAAAAAAAGAAAAAGAAAAAAAAAAGGUGGAAAUGUCAGAAAGGAAGAACGCCGAGUCGUCAGGUCCGGCACGACAUUCGCACUCUGUUCCUGCAGCUUCUUUCCGUGCGUCGAACUAAGAUUUGCCUCUUGCCCUUUUUACAUGCCUUCCCUUCCAGCGACACAUAAUUCCCCCCGAACUUGGUUCUUAACUUCGUCUUUGACCCCUCUGGCCGUUCGAUUGAUACGCCAAUUACUCACUCAUGGCGAUUAUGUCGUCGCCUGCUUGCCGCCGCAAGAAAUCGAGCACGAUGAUCGUAGCGCCGAGUUUCGCGAGCUUGUCAAUGAGUGUAAAAGCAAUCGAAAAGAUCGGGAGGGAUGGAAAGACCGCAUUAGGAGUAUACGCUGCGAUGGCCGCGUAAUGGGUCAAUGCAGUGCGGCCGUGGCGGAGGCCAAACAUGUGUUUGGCCGCAUAGAUAUAUUGCUAUGUUGCACAUCUGAAGCUAUUGUUGGAACCGUGGAAGAGCUGUCUACCUCGCCGGCGACGCAAAAUCUCGUGCGCGAUCAGUUCGAGACCAUUUUCUUCUCCCAAGUAAAUUUCAUCAAAGCCUCGCUCCCGACGUUUCGCGCCCAGCAUACCGGCCACAUUAUGAUCCUCACUAGUCUUGGCGGACACAUAGGCACGCCUGGAAUGCCUAUAUAUACAGCAGCAACGUGGGCACUAGAGGGAUUUUGCGAUUCACUAGCUUACGAGGUCGCGCCCUUUAAUAUUAAAGUAACCAUAGUACAGCCACAUAAGGAGAUACAAUCCUUGACUAACAAGAUUAUUUUCUCUCCGUCGUUACCUGUUUAUGACAGCGAGAAUAACCCUGCACCGAGCGUUAGGGAUAUGCUCACAAACGUGUUAAAUCUAAACUCAGAGACGGCGGUCGAGCCCUCGGAGACGGAAAUUAUUCAAAGAUACCCGAAACUACCUCCUUCUUCAAUGGAUCGCCUUGUGGGUGAAACGGUAUACGCCCUCACUGCUAUCGGCGGGCAUGAGAAUCCGCCGGCGCGUCAUAUUGUGGGUUUUGAGGGAGCCGAGGCCGUGAAAGAGAAAUUAAAGACGGUGACGGAAGAGUUGGAGGACUUUGUCGAAGCGAGUCUCGCUGUUGAUAUUUUCGACUCGGAACUAAAAAACGAGGCUACUCAAGGUAAGCUAAAACCUGAAGGAAAAGCUGAAGGGUCGGGAGGUUCGCCGAGCGUUACGUCGUCUUAGCAAAUCGUGGAUGUUGAUACCAUUGUAUGGAUAUAACGGGAUAUAUGGACGGGUUGGAACAUUACACAUGCAAUGACGGUUGAUAUUGUACAGUUCUCUUUGGCUAUAGCUAUGUGUAUAAAUAUUUGUAUCUAAUUCGAAAAAUACUAGAGCUGUAAUAUCUGUACCUGAAAAGAAAGACAAUAUUGAAGUUACACUUGAGGGGUACAAUUUGAGGUUUUUACUGUUUGACACGCAGUUUUGGCU